AUGCUACAGUUCCAAGACAACAUGGAGAUCCUAAGCAACUUGACUUCUUCAUUUCCAACCUUCUUGCUGACUGGUAUUCCUGGCCUGGAAUCUGUCCAGGCGUGGCUCUCCAUCCCCUUCUGUUGUCUCUAUGCCAUUGCCCUCUCAGGGAAUAGCAUGAUCCUGUUUGUCAUCAUCACCCAGAAGAGUCUCCAUGAGCCCAUGUACUAUUUCCUCUCCAUGCUGUCAGCUACUGAUCUGGGAUUGACUAUUUCCACAAUGUCAACAACACUAGCUGUCCUGUGGUUUGAUGCAAACAAAAUCAGUUUGGACAGCUGCAUCAUCCAGAUGUUUUUUCUUCAUGGAUUCACCCUGAUGGAAAUGGGGGUGCUUGUGGGUAUGGCCUUUGACCGUUAUGUGGCAAUUUGUAAGCCUCUGAGGUAUACCACCAUCCUCACUAAUUCCAGAAUCAUUCAGAUGGCUCUUCUGAUGGUUAUACGUAUCACAGUUUUGCUAGUUCCACUACUUUUGCUCCUUAAACAUCUCUCUUUCUGUAGAGGUAAUGCCCUUUCACACUCUUACUGUUACCAUCCAGAUGUGAUUAAAUUAGCUUGUUCAGAUAUUCGGACCAAUAGCAUCUAUGGAUUAAUUGGGCUCAUUCUGACCACAGGGAUUGAUACACCAUGCAUCAUCUUGUCUUACAUCAUGAUUAUUCGCUCUGUCUUGAGUAUCGCCUCCCCUGAAGAGCGGCAUAAGGCCUUUAGCACCUGUGUCUCCCACAUUGGAGCAGUUGCCAUUUUCUACAUCCCCAUGAUCAUCCUAUCCUUGGUGCAUCGCUAUGGUCGGACAGCCCCUAGAGUGGCCCAUUCAAUGAUGGCCAAUGUAUACCUGAUUCUUCCCCCUGUGCUCAACCCCAUCAUCUACAGUGUUAAAACCAGACAAAUUCGCAAGGUUAUACUCAAUCUGCUGUGGCAAAAAUAA
Messenger RNA from Chrysochloris asiatica (Cape golden mole), 960 nucleotides. Its product is annotated as olfactory receptor 51F1-like. Lineage: Eukaryota; Metazoa; Chordata; Mammalia; Afrosoricida; Chrysochloridae. Bases 1 to 960 code for a protein of 319 amino acids. Gene Ontology annotation, molecular function: G protein-coupled receptor activity; olfactory receptor activity. The transcript has a single exon. Gene Ontology annotation, cellular component: membrane. The record is from RefSeq and is a predicted model, not a curated record. Gene Ontology annotation, biological process: G protein-coupled receptor signaling pathway.